AUCCAACAUAAUUGAAGAUGGCGAGUAGCCGAGAGCAGAGAUGGUCUCUCAAGGGCACGACUGCUCUAGUCACCGGUGGCACCAGAGGCAUUGGUUAUGCGAUAGUGGAAGAAUUAGCAGGAUUUGGUGCAGCAAUACAUACCUGCUCAAGAAAUCCCACAGAGAUCAAGGAAAGGCUGGAAGAAUGGAAAUCCAAAGGCUAUCAAGUAACUGCUUCUGUCUGUGAUUUAUCUUGUAAACAACAAAGAGAGGAGCUCAUCAGCACUGUCUCUUCCAUUUUUGAUUCCAAACUCAACAUCCUUAUAAACAAUGCUGCAUCGACCCGAAUGAAAGAUGCAACGGAUCAUACGACGGAGGAUUACAGAUUUAUAAUGGGGACCAACUUUGAAUCGCCAUACCACUUGAGUCAACUGGCGUACCCACUGCUGAAAUCAUCAGGCAACGCUAGCAUUGUUUUCAUCUCUUCUGUUGCUGGUGUCAUGGCCCUUCCUUCCCUUUCUGUCUAUGCAGCCUCUAAAGGUGCGAUCAAUCAGUUGACAAAGAACUUGGCUUGUGAGUGGGCGAAAGACAACAUUCGCACCAAUGCAGUAGCACCAUGGGGUGUCAAAACCACUAUUUCUGAUAAGGAGAAGAUCGACGACAAACUUAUCGAAGCAUACGCAGCAUUAAUGGCUCGAACUCCACUUCGUCCAAUAGCAGAGCCUGAUGAAAUAUCACCAUUAGUCGUUUUCCUUUGUCUUCCAGCAGCAUCAUAUAUUACUGGACAAGUUAUUGUUGUCGAUGCCGGAUAUACAGCUGGUGGUUUCAAAUCAUAAAACAAUGAGGCUUAUCAUCUUGAAUAUCAUUCUAGAAAAUUAC
This is a messenger RNA of Cynara cardunculus var. scolymus (artichoke), 858 nucleotides long. RefSeq names its product tropinone reductase homolog. The transcript has 5 exons. Gene Ontology annotation, molecular function: oxidoreductase activity. NCBI's taxonomy places the organism in Eukaryota, Viridiplantae, Streptophyta, Magnoliopsida, Asterales, Asteraceae. The coding region runs from base 18 to 815 and encodes 265 amino acids. The record is from RefSeq and is a predicted model, not a curated record.